AUGUCGGGGACGGAUUCGCAGAGGUAUCUGAGUACUCGGGGCUCAUCAUGCGGACUAUCUUUCGAAGAUGUCGUGCUGAAAGGUCUUGCGUCAGAUGGCGGCUUGUUCAUUCCAGAAGCCAUCCCCCAACUACCGGAGGGCUGGGAGUCAAAGUGGCGGGAUUUCACAUUCCAGGAGUUGGCAUUUGAGAUUAUGUCUCUGUAUAUCUCCCCUUCAGAGAUCCCUCCAGCGGAUCUAAAAAAUAUCAUCAACCGUAGCUAUUCGACUUUCCGAUCGACAGAUGUUACGCCCCUCGUUACCCUCGAUGACUCAAAGCAACUCUACCUUCUUGAACUGUUCUGCGGCCCGACGUUUGCAUUCAAGGAUGUUGCUCUGCAGUUCCUCGGAAACCUCUUUGAGUAUUUUCUUGCACGGCGAAAUCAAGGGAAGAGUGGAAAAGACCGACUGCACCUCGUUGUGAUCGGAGCUACGAGUGGAGACACCGGUUCCGCUGCUAUAUAUGGCCUGAGAGGGAAGGAAGAUACUUCGAUAUUCAUUCUGCAUCCUAAGGGAAAAGUCUCUGCUAUCCAAGAGGCCCAAAUGACGACCGUCCUCGAUCCCAAUGUCCAUAACCUUAGCGUUCAAGGCUCCUUCGAUGACUGCCAAGCUAUGGUCAAAUCGAUGUUUGCUGAUCCAGAGAUGAACCUCAAGUACAAGUUGGCGAGUGUGAACUCGAUAAAUUGGGCGCGCAUCCUUGCCCAAAUGACUUACUACAUUCACUCUUAUUUCUCCCUCACCAGAAGUCCAAAAUACACCAAAGACAAGUCCAUAAGGUUUGUCGUACCAUCAGGUAAUUUCGGUGAUAUCCUUGCUGGCUGGUUUGCAAAACAAAUGGGCCUUCUCACAGAGAAGCUAGUCAUCGCAACAAACGAAAACGACAUUCUUGACCGAUUCUGGAAAACCGGCCAAUAUACCAAGAAACCUACCGGGAAUGGGGCCACAGGCGCGGAGCCGAGUGGCGUCAAAGAAACCUUCAGCCCAGCCAUGGAUAUCCUAGUCUCAAGCAAUUUCGAGCGCCUCCUCUGGUUUCUCGCCAUUAAAGUCUUUGGCGGAGACGGAGAUAUUCAUCUACAGCGGCAAAGAGCCAGCGAUAUCGUCCGCAGAUGGCUUGGCGAUCUGCAAACUCAAGGCGGCUUCAGAGUUGAGCCAGCCGUUCUUGAUGCUGCCAAAGAACAUUUCGAAUCUGAGCGUGUCUCCGAUUUGGAAACCAUCGACACUAUUCGCGACAUCUACUCCUCUUGUUUCCCCGCCUCCCCAGUUAGUAGCGGAACAAGAGGCAGCACGGGUGGAUACAUCCUUGAUCCACACUCCGCUGUUGGAGUUGCUGCUUCCCUUCGAUCUAUUGAUCGCAACCCUGGCACACAUCAUAUUUCUCUGUCAACGGCACACCCAGCAAAAUUCGUUUCAGCUGUUGAUAUGGCGCUAGGAGGCCAGGAUGGCUACGAGUUUGACAACAUUGUUCCACCGGAGUUUGCGGGGUUGUUGAGGAAAGAGCGCCGUGUGAUUGAGGUUCCUGCGGGAGAAGGGUGGAAGGCCGUGAGCAAAAUUAUCGACGCAAAUGUUAAGUUGUAG
Messenger RNA from Histoplasma mississippiense, 1611 nucleotides. Its product is annotated as threonine synthase. Bases 1 to 1611 code for a protein of 536 amino acids. Gene Ontology annotation, biological process: L-threonine biosynthetic process. The record is from RefSeq and is a predicted model, not a curated record. Gene Ontology annotation, molecular function: threonine synthase activity; pyridoxal phosphate binding. The transcript has 3 exons. NCBI's taxonomy places the organism in Eukaryota, Fungi, Ascomycota, Eurotiomycetes, Onygenales, Ajellomycetaceae.